AUGAGCGGCACUUCUAUGUCUUGCCCAUAUGUUGCCGGAGUAGCAGCCCUGUACAUCAGCGCGUUUGGAGGACGCCAGAUCCACGGGAAGAGUUUUGCUUUGGCUCUCAACAAGCAGAUCAUCGCCAGUGCUCGCCCACUCAAGUACCACCUCUCUGAGUAUUAUGAGUUGCCGGCGCCUGUCCCACAAGUCGGUAACGGGCUGGUGGAUGCAUUCAAGCUGCUUCAUUCAAACACGACUUUGGACUUUGUACCAAUUGCUCUGAAUGAUACCCGCUACUUCAGCAGGUACCACGACAUUACUGUCAAGAACGGAGGGCCCGAGGAGGUGACCUAUCACCUCUCGGCACAAGAUGCAUAUGGUGUCGAGACGUUGUUCUCAAACAGCGCCAGUCAAGACAAGCAGGUUAAGACUCUCAGCGACUUGAUUCCUCGGAAGUUGGCAGCUGAGAUCAGCCUCCCUGGUGACUUCACUCUGAAGCCCGGUGAAGGCAAGACAGUCUCGGUCAGCUUCAAGAACCCGGAUACGCUUGGCUGGAAUGCGGCAGUACUCCCGUUGUACAGCGGCAGAAUCAUUGUUUCAGGAGACAAUGAUGAAGAGCUCUCGGUUCCGUAUGCAGGUGCCGCGGCCGAUUUGAGAAAGGAACUGACGCCACUGUUCCGUAAUGGCUUCCCUUAUAUUGAGAGCGGCGAUCCUGCAAUCAGAGGAAAGACCUCAUUCACUUUCAACCUCACUCUCGGUGUCCAAGACUUUCCAAAGAUCUUCCAUAACAUCAUCUGGGGCACACGAGAGCUCAGAUGGGAUAUAUUCGAUCAAGGAUGGACUGAGAGACAAUGGGUAUACCCACCGAUCGUUGGCGAAAAAAGCUAUAUUGGGUCUGGUCCCUACUGGGUCGGCUCUGGACAAGCACCAUUCUUUGACCCGAGCAGGUGGGAUCCUGAUGAUACGCUGUCCUUUCCAAAGAUCAACCAAGCAAGAAGCAAUUUCAAUUUUGAGAAUUGGUGGUUCGGAAAGUUGGCGAAUGGGAGUCAGAUUGCAGUUGGCAACUACACAUUGAGAUAUGCCGCCUUGAAGCCUUUUGGCAACCCCUCGUACUCGGACAACUGGGUAGCAUUCACCACGCCGAUCGAGGUUCUGGGCCAGUAUUGA
Messenger RNA from Colletotrichum spaethianum, 1149 nucleotides. RefSeq lists its product as uncharacterized. The record is from RefSeq and is a predicted model, not a curated record. Gene Ontology annotation, cellular component: cell wall; membrane. The coding region runs from base 1 to 1149 and encodes 382 amino acids. The transcript has 6 exons. Gene Ontology annotation, biological process: proteolysis. Lineage: Eukaryota; Fungi; Ascomycota; Sordariomycetes; Glomerellales; Glomerellaceae. Gene Ontology annotation, molecular function: serine-type endopeptidase activity.